CAAAUACUUUUGUCAAUCGAGAAUCUAAAACAACUCCGCGUCUACCGAAAAAAUCCGUUUCGUUCAUCUGUCAGGCUACAGGAAUACGGAAACAACCUAAACCCAGAACACUCUUAUAAAACGCUCCAUCAAAAAAAAAAAAAUAAUAAAUGAGAAAAAUAACAAAAAAACAACAACAAGCCAACUUCAAAACACCGGCCGGGGCAGGACACGAAAAGACCGUGUAGGACCUGUAUGAGGAGAGCAGGGUGAAGGGCGAGGAGACGCGAGACAGCGAGCAUAGUCCAUUGAGGAGGAAGAAGUGCAGCAGUGGAUCAGGACCGCGAGUGGCGGAUGUAUAGCAAAAGCCGUCAUCAUUAGGCCGUCAAACCGAAGUCGGUCCCGCACGGCACCGGCAGCGGGACAUCAGCAGGCCCGCCGCUCACAGGCGCUGGGCGAGGAUCAGCGAGUCCAUCGUGAGCGUGAACGUGAUCGGGAUCGUGAUCGGGAUCGCGAACGUGAGCGGCAAAGGUUUAGUGACCAGGAACAGUAUCGUCAUUCGAUGCACGGACGCGAUCACCGCCAUCACCAACAUCAUCAUCAGACGGAUCAACUGAACAACCUCAACGUCCGCCAGCAUAGUCGCAUUGUGGCCGGCUCCAACAACUUCAAUGCAGCAAGUGGCAAUGGCAAUGUUAAUGGUGUCGCCACUAUGGACACCGGAGCAGUCUGCCGGAUCUCCAGGCAACAGGCCCGCAAUGUGAGCCACAACGUGUCCAACGCCUCCUUUGCGUCCCAGCAGCAACAACACAAUCUCCAGGUGCUGCAGCAACAUCGUCCGCCACCUUCUGGGACGGCUAGUCUCCAGCGGCGCUCGCAUCACCAUCAUUCCACCAGAUCUGAUCGAAAUGCAGCACCACCGGUUACCACCCCAACUGCCGCACCCGUUUCCAAUAACACUGAAGCUACCAGUACUACCACUGCCACUACCUCAGAUGCCACCGAUAUCGAUAACGAGGCUUCAACAUCGUCAGGAACUGGGGCCCCAGGCGGCCAUUAUCCACUCUGGCUGCCCGAGUACAAGCGCAAAGCUUUUAAUGCCUCCAUGGACGAAAAGUACGUGGAAACCAUUUGGGCCAGCCUUAAGAAUGCCAUUCAGGAAAUUCAGAAGAAAAACAACUCGGGAUUGUCGUUCGAACAGCUCUAUCGCAAUGCCUACAACAUGGUGUUGCACAAACACGGCAACAGACUGUAUUAUGGACUUCGGGAAGUGGUCUCCGAGCAUCUGGAACACAAGGUGCGAACGGAGGUACUCGAGAGUCUGCACAGUAAUUUCCUGCCCAAGUUGAAUCAAGCCUGGACCGAUCACCAGACCUCGAUGGUAAUGAUCCGCGACAUACUCAUGUACAUGGACAGAGUUUAUGUGCAGCAGCGAGAGGUGGACAAUGUAUACAAUCUGGGAUUGAUUCUGUUUAGAGAUCAGGUUGUUCGCUUUUCGGAAAUCCAAAAGGCACUGCGAGAGAAACUGCUCGGCAUGGUGAUGGAGGAGCGGCAUGGAGAGGCCAUUAACCAUUUGGCCAUCAAGAAUGCCUGCAGUAUGCUUAUCACCUUGGGCAUCAACUCACGCACAGUUUACGAGGAGGACUUCGAGAAGCCAUUCCUCGCCCAGUCGGCGGCGUUCUACAAAUUCGAGUCGCAGAACUUUCUUGCCGAGAACAACGCUGGCGUUUACAUCAAGAAAGUAGAGGCACGCAUCACGGAGGAGUCCUCGCGAGCGGCCCUCUAUUUGGACAAGGACACAGAACCACGCAUUGUGCGCGUCGUAGAAGAAGAACUGAUCAAGAAGCACAUGCGCCCCAUUGUUGAAAUGGAGAACUCGGGUGUGGUGUACAUGAUUAAGAAUUCAAAGACCGAGGACCUGGCCUGCACAUACAAGCUCUUCUCGAGACUGAAAGAGGAGGGCCUCAAGGUGAUAGCCGAUACCAUGUCGGCGUAUUUGCGCGAACAGGGACGCAUGCUGGUCAAGGAGGAGGAGAACGGAAACACAAACCCCAUUACGUUCGUGCAGAACCUUCUGGAUCUCAAGGAUCGCUUUGACCAGUUCCUGGUGCACUCAUUCAGCAACGAUCGCAUCUUCAAGAACGUCAUCUCAUCCGAUUUUGAACAUUUCCUCAAUCUGAACAACAAAUCUCCAGAGUAUCUGUCUCUAUUCAUAGACGACAAACUGAAAAAGGGCGGCAAGGGAAUGAGCGAGCAGGAGAUUGAAUCCAUUUUGGACAAAACUAUGGUGCUCUUCCGUUUCCUAUUGGAGAAAGAUGUCUUUGAGCGCUAUUAUAAGACGCAUUUAGCCAAGCGAUUGUUGCUAAACAAAUCAGUCUCAGACGAUUUCGAAAAGAACAUGAUAUCCAAACUAAAGACUGAAUGCGGCUGUCAAUUUACCUCGAAGCUAGAGGGCAUGUUUAAGGAUAUGUCUGUCUCCAAUACGAUCAUGGACGAGUUUAAAAACUUUGUAAAUAAUAACAAUUUAUCUCUGGGCGGUGUGGAACUUACGGUACGCAUACUAACAACUGGUUUUUGGCCCACCCAGACGGCAACUCCCAACUGCAACAUACCCGCCGCACCCCGCGAAGCCUUUGAUAUUUUCAAAAACUUCUAUUUAAAUAAGCACUCAGGUCGUCAGCUGACGUUACAGCCUCAAAUGGGCACGGCUUAUAUUAACGCUGUGUUUUAUGGCCGCAAAGCAGCAGACACUGAAAAGGAUAAGGAUGCCCCCAGCUCCAGCUCCACCGGCUGUGCUGUGCCCACCAACACACGCAAGCAUAUUCUGCAAGUGUCCACAUACCAGAUGUGCGUUUUGCUUCUAUUUAACAACCGAGACGUUCUAACCUACGAUGACAUCCACCAGGAGACGGACAUACCGGAAAGAGAGCUAGUCCGAGCUCUGCAAUCUCUGUCCAUGGGCAAGCCAGCGCAGCGACUGCUAGUCCGGAACUCUAAAACGAAAACUAAGGAUAUUGAACCUACGGAUGAGUUCUAUGUGAACGAUGCUUUUGUAUCCAAGUUCCACAGGGUUAAGAUUCAAACUGUGGCAGCCAAGGGUGAGUCGGAGCCAGAGCGCAAGGAGACACGCGGAAAAGUCGACGAGGAUCGUAAGCACGAGAUCGAAGCCGCUAUUGUGCGCAUCAUGAAGGCGCGUAAGCGUAUGGCUCACAACCUUCUGGUUUCGGACGUGACGUCGCAGUUAAAGUCGCGCUUCUUGCCGUCGCCUGUGUUUAUUAAGAAGCGAAUCGAGGGGCUCAUCGAGCGUGAAUAUCUGCAACGAUCGCCCGAGGAUCGAAAGGUGUAUAAUUAUUUGGCUUAAGCGGCGGCAGCGGCAGCGGCAGUGGCAGUAUAAUGAGCACGAUCCGGAUCAUACUCAUCUUUAAAUUGCAAAUUGCAAACUACAGUAAACCAAUGAAGCUGAAAAUCAUCGCUCGAACAGCAGGCGCCUGGGAAAUCGAGCAGCAAUUAUAAUUUUGACCAAGAUUAUAGAUGACUUACAGUCCAACCAACUGAAAGCAUACAGUUACCAAUAAGUGCGCCCCGAAUUGUGAAAUUCCUCUUUCGCAGACUCUCUUUUUUUGUAAGCCUGACAUUCAAAAUUGAACAGUUAAAAAAUGCAAUUGGAUAACGCGAGCCACCUCACGACACAGCCUAUUAUCCUCCUAAUAUAUUUUUCUUAAUAUUCUCUAAUACUGUUGUGUUUCGGUUCAUUUAUGUUGCGCCUAGCAAGUGUAUAGCAGUUCAAAGUUUCUUUUAAAUCAGCAUCCGCGCCGCCAACAAUCAACACAACACCACCCACACACACCACACCACACACAACCACCCUCAGAUACAUUCACCCACAUGAAUCGUACGCCAAGCAACAUACAUAAGAGUAAUAAUGCAUAAUGCAAGCCCUUAUUUUUAAGCAGAUGAGUAAAAAUUAACAUCAAUUUAAGCAAAAAAAAGGAAUAUUAAUAACUAUAAAUAUAGCUAAAAUAAUAAAUUUAUAAAUGAAUUAUUAGUUUUAGUGCGCGUUUUAUACGUCAGCCCUAAAACAAAAAUCAAAAUUCAAAUCCCUGUUUUCAGAAAAUAUACACACAUCUCUUUUUAGAUUCAUGUGAAAAUGAUUAAAUGAUUGCAAUUAAUGAUUCCUAUAUUGAUUUUUAAUUACGCCCCUCUAAACGCACGUGUUUGAAACGAAGUGAUUAUGAUAAACUGUAUGAAAGUUGUUUUAUCUAUUAGUUGAUAUGUGGAAUCGAUUCCAAACAUAAAUGCAACAGUUUUAUAAUGGAUUUGAAUUAAGUAGGACGCAAACAAUUCACUUUGAUUUUAUUAAAUUAUGGAAAAUCAACUUAACGCCCGAACAAAUAAUACUUAAAAAAAAAAUGAUGUAGGGAGAAGGCGCGAUUUAAAAAAAAUUGUAAAUAUAUAUUUUUGUUCUUACAUAUGAGAAAUCGAUAUAAAUAAAACGUAUAUGAGCGUUAACAUUUAAUAAAA
Molecule: messenger RNA, 4500 nt
Organism: Drosophila bipectinata
Lineage: Eukaryota; Metazoa; Arthropoda; Insecta; Diptera; Drosophilidae
Gene: Cul3
Product: cullin 3
Biological process (GO): protein ubiquitination; ubiquitin-dependent protein catabolic process
Cellular component (GO): Cul3-RING ubiquitin ligase complex
Molecular function (GO): ubiquitin protein ligase binding
Source: RefSeq, a predicted model, not a curated record